UUAUCGAAUUUCGUCGAGGGCAAGAAUAUUUUCUUCAUCCAUGGAUGUUUCCAUUACUGGAAAUUAGGUUAUGGCAACUGUCAUUGUUGUCGCAGAUAAACAAUUAAUUAACAAACAAGAACGUCUUUUGACAGUCAUUAUUUUAUCUUUAUUAAAGAAACAUCUGUUUUUUAUAUAAUUAAACAUGAAAGAGGUUAACGAAGCAAUUGGCAUGACAGAACUUCCAGCUGUGGUUGGCGCUUUAUUAGAGGUUUUAUUAAAUGACAAAAAUGAAAGUGUCGAACAAUCUGUCACAGAAUCAAUUCGACAAUUAUCUGAUGAAUAUCCUGCGGUUGUUAUUCAGGCAGCUGUUUAUUUUUGGGAACUUCAUAGAAAGAUGUCUUCAGAUCAAACGAUUUCCUUAUUAAAAAUAAUGACUGAAAGUUUGAAAGAUACAGAAUUUUUAGACGAUGAAUCAGCAUCAAAAGUUGCUAAAUUAGCCCUUGAUGAAUUGCAUGGAGAUAUGGAAGAACAAGCCUCACAAUUACUGGUUGCAUUGAGUAGAGCAUAUUGUAAACAAGCAAUGAGUGAUGUAAUAGCCAGAUUUAGUUUAUCAGAGAUACCAAAUCAUGCUAUUGUUAAAGUAGCAGGUUUAAUUACUGUCACUAAUGCUAAUGACACAAUACCAUAUAUUCGUAUUUUUUUAAAUUUAUUGAUGCCUGUAAUGCAUCGAAUACACGACCAACAUUUAAAAAUUGCAAUAAGCUUUACUCUUGGAAAAUUUGCCGAAGCAAUAAACGAUUAUUUCAUAAAUAAUGAGGAGCCAAGAAAUUCUGACAAUGAAGUUGAUGAUUUAAGGGAAUCUUCACAAAACCUUGAUGUUGAAAUAACAAUGAUGAGAAAUAUGCUUUUUACAACGUUAAUUGACAGUUGGUUGCGGGGCAGUCGUGAUUCACAGAUAAUUGAAGGAGUAUUAAUUACUAUAAGUUCACUUCUGCCUAUUCUACCAAAAAAUUCCAAUCACAACGAUACUGUCAAGUUAAUUCCAAUUCUUUUAAAUCUUUGUAAAAAAUUCGCCAAUAUUCGUCUGUCAGUUACGAGGGUGCUUGCUGUGAUAUUGAGUUCUGCUAUAGAAGCAGACAAGGAAAAUUUGCGACAGUACUUGGAAAAUAUUCAUCAAGUAUUAUUUGAAUAUGUUUGCAUCACUCCAUUUACAGUGAAUCGUGAUACACUUUUAACGCACUAUGAAGUUUUGAAAUGCUUUCACGCAAUUGUCGUUCUUUAUCCCGAAGAAGGACUCGAUAGAAUUUUAUCGAGUCUAAAGUCGCAUUCUUUAACGAUUCGCUCUCGAGCUCUGAUGGUCCUGAAGCAUUUGAUAAACGCACUUCCUGAAGAAAAUGAUACGUCAAUGCAGAGAAUAGCUUUGAGCUUGCAAGACUCUCUUGGAGAAAGCAGCGCUCAUCAAAUGGUUGGUGCAAUUGUCGCUUUGAUGGCUCGCCCAAAUCUCUCGCUUCUGCCAUCACAAAGAGCUACAUACAUUCGCUUUAUGGUAACAAAUUGUGCAGCGAAAAACGAGGAGUCGCUUGCCUACGACGAAGCUCUCCAUCUUUUGUCGAGCACUGUUGAAGGAGUUGAAAACUGGCUGUGGCCGUCACUAAUCACAGCUUUAUUAGAUCCUCUGUGCAGUUUAUCCGCAAAUUCUGUAUUAAGAGCUCUCUCACCCCUCGCUGGAAAAGUAAUACGCGAUGAAAAUAUUAAUAUCGUGCAAAAGGACUUUCCAAGUAUAAAAGUACUUUGCCGUUGUCUCGAACUUUUGGAAGAUAAAAAAAAUCGAGUCGCUGUUCUCAAUUUUCUACGCUGUGCAUCUCCAUUGAUUGGUCACAUGCUUAAAUCAAAAUGGGACGUAAAAUUACAGGAACUUAUGGAAAUACUCGAAGAGGAAGUAACAUCACCUGUAUCAAUUGAAAGAUCAUUGAAAUGGGAGGAAAGACUCGUGGAAUUUUUAGAGGAGAGUGUUCAAGCUGAAGGUGAAAAUUGGAGUGAUAAUUUGGCCGUUGAAUUGGCGAGAAAAAUAACUGCACCUCAUAUUGGACCACUAUUGGGUGCAGUAACGGAUGAUGUGAUUCAUUUUAAUACUCUAAUUGCAUUUUCACGUUUACAUACCACGAAUAAUUCGGGUGAAUAUUCGCGAGCUAUUGGUAUCAGUGCAAAACGUCAUUUGGAAAUUGUUUUAAAAUUAAUGGAGGAUUCGUGUAAUACUGAGGAUUCACGUAAACAACCAGUUAAGCUAUUGGGUCUUGUUAAGGAUGUGAAGGCAACAAUAACAGCUGAACAUGCAAAGGCUGGAUUAUUAAAGUGUUACGCAGAAAUAAUGCGUAAAGGAAAUCCACAAGUUUUAUUCCCUGAAAUUGAGAGACACAUUUUGCCUUGGAUUAUUCGUCAAUUACAUGAUUGUAAAGAAAUAACGGCAAAAGAGGCGGGAUUAAUUGCUCUCGAGCAAGUAGGAAAAGUAGUUUUUACAGUGUCGCAACCUGAUUCUUCGGGAUUGAAAACAAAAGCCACAGCUCUUGCUAGUUUAUUGGCGCUUCUUCAGUCACCUUCUGGUUAUCGACCAUUGCAACUUUAUUCACUCAUUCUACAAGCAAUGAUCUCCUUAUUAAAAAUACCACCAAAAUUGACUCAAGAAGAGAAGGAAAUUCUAAUCAGUACAAUGUUGGAUAAAAUGAUUGCUACCAGUUCUGAGAUUGCUACGAUGUUAUCGCCCAAAGUUACACAAAGUAUUAUAACGGAAUUAGGAACAGUUUGUGGGGAAAUUAUAACAGACUCGGCUGAUAUGUUGGCAGAAGUUGUUGAAAUUCUCACACCAUGGAUGCAAUCAAAAUCAACAGCCGAGCGUAAAAUGACCCUAAUUGUUCUCAGAUAUACUUUAAGAUCAUACCAUGACUCGUUGAAAUAUACAUUCCCAGGGGGGAAAUUGGAACCAGGGAAACUGCUUGGACGUAUUUUAUCAUGGAGCGCAGAUCCUGAACCAGCAUUAAGAACAUUGGUGAUUGACUGCGUUAUUUUAACUCUAAGUAUUGGCGCUCGUCAUCGUUCUAUAUUGCCCGACAAUAAUUUAAAUCAAGAUCUCAAUGAGACAAAGAAAAUAAUUGUCAACGAAGAUCCUAAAUUACUUUACGAAGGUGUCAAGAAUUUGUCCGUGGUGGCCUGUGAGAGGAUAGCGAGUGGUGAAAUUGUCAGUCUCGCUGAAGGUCUAAUAGAGGGUUUACUUUUUCGUGGCGAAGGUGGUUUAGCGGCUGGAAUUGCAUUAGCGGAACUUUUUAAAAUACGUGGCGCGGAAAUUCCUCGAUCGAGUGUUUCCUUAAUUGAUAAUAUAAUAAAUCAAAUGAGACUGAUGGAAAACGUGAGUUGCUUACGUAAUGCAGCAAUGACAAUUAAAUAUCUCAUGAAACAUCAUUCGCAAGUUGUCCUCGAGCAUUUGCUUCAUCAACCAUUGCCAUUAGAUCGUGGAACGCAGGAAUGUUGGAAAGAACUUGGAACACAUGAAGAAUUCGGUUUGCAAACGCUUGGAAUUCUGUUGGAACGCCUUGAGAAUAAUAGUGUAUUGUCGGAUAGUACAUCGAAUUCAGGCAAAGAUGGGACAGCGGCAUUUUCUUCUUUGGCUGCAAUUGUCGCACUUGGUUAUCUUCUUCAGUCUCCAAACUCGGAGAUUUUAAUUGAAAGUCAAUUGGCUAAAGUCCUUGGCGUAUUAUUAAAGUACUUAUCAGGCUGGAUACACGUAGACGCGCCUGUCUCAAUUACAAAUACAAAAUUUGGAUUCGUUCCCAAUCGAGAGUCUUCGAAAUUAAAUCCCCACCGUGAAGUCUAUGCGGUUCUCGUUAAUGUCUUAACAGCCGUUGAUUCACACACUGCGUCUGGUUUAUUGAACAAUACAGAAUUCGAUUCAGCGGCGGAAGCGGAGGAUAAUUUGGUAUCGAUAGUCCAUUCGGUGAUACGAUGCUUGUCGGAUAAAACUGAAGUUAUCAUGAAUUUGGCGCGUUCUGUUGAAAAAUUGAUGACAAGCACAAUUCCGGUGCAAAGAGCAAUUGCCACUGCAUUUUAUGCUGAACUUGUCGGUAAAGUGAAUCAUGAUUCAAUCUGGCUUGAUGGAAUAAUUAAUACUUUGCACGAAGCGAGAGCCGAUUCUUCUCCUUUGGUUCGGAAAUUAGCAUUAAUUGGCCUCACACAUAUUUCUUAUCUUAAACCUAAACAGAUUGAGGAAUAUUUUGAUAAUACAAUGUCGGCUCUAUUGGAGGGUUUAGAGGAACCGUCGGGCGCGUCUGAUGUUAUUCUUGAAUCAUUGAAUGGCCUUUCAGUUAUGCUGUCGAUAAAAAUUGGAAGACCCGUUAGUCCAAGAAUAAUACUCACAUUAAAGCCAUUUAUUGAAAAGGAAAAUUCAAAGUUGAGAUUAGCUGCUGUGAGUGCAUUGGAAGCAGCCGUUCGAAAUUGGCAAACGACAUUAGAUGCCGUUGAUGACGAUAUAACCGAUCAACUUCUCAGUUGCAUUCCAUGUCUUGUGAUAAAACUUGAAGAUCCAAAUCUCGCAAUUAUUAUGUUUGUUCGUGAAAUUUUGUGUAAUUGCGGAAAACUUCUGCAAUGUGAACCACUCGUACGAGCAAUAGACAUUCAUCUUGGACCAAAUGUUAGUUUAAAUGUUGAAAUAUUCCUUCGUGAAUUCAUACAAUGCUUACGAAAAGAAUUACCAAAGAGAGCCGAAGAACUCAGAAAUUCUGUUGUACGUGGUUAUUCACGGUCAGAAUUCACCUCGACGAGAGCAACAUCUGCAUUAAUUUUAGGAUUUUUUGGUCGUCCAACACCAGAGGAUGUCCAAAGAUUGUUGCAGUUAUUGCGUGAUAAUGAUUCUCAUGUGAGAAGUCGAGCUGCCCAAGCUUUGGCUCUUUCUUUUACACUUUGAUUUUUAUGUUUUGACUAUUUUUUGCUUUUGUUUUUAAACACACAACUCCAGUGAUUAUUAUUUUUUUAAGUAAACAACUAGAAUUUUAAUCAAUGUUAUCAAAUAAAAAUCAAAAAUUAAGGUUUUUCUAUUGAAAAACCUUUUAUUAUUUUAUUAAUUAUGUAUAUUAUAAUAUAUAUAUAUAUAUAUAUAUAUUUAUAUAUAGAACUGUUGAGUACUCAACAUAUAUUUAUAGCAA
Molecule: messenger RNA, 5171 nt
Organism: Leptopilina heterotoma
Lineage: Eukaryota; Metazoa; Arthropoda; Insecta; Hymenoptera; Figitidae
Product: maestro heat-like repeat-containing protein family member 1
Exons: 22
Coding region: 185-4933 (1582 amino acids)
Cellular component (GO): cytoplasm
Source: RefSeq, a predicted model, not a curated record